AUGACUCUGCCAGCACCUGGGGGGGGCGGGAGAAACCCAGAGACUCGGCACAUUAAGGUCCAACUAGGACAACUGAGACCCUCAUACAGUGACAGUGUGCAGGUGGCUAGGAUCAUCUGCCACCCCAACUACAGCCUUGGGCAGGGACCAGAAGGUGGGGCGGACGUGGCACUUCUCAAACUGGAGGCCCCCGUGCGACCAUCUAACCUCGUUGGGUUGAUCAGCCUCCCGCCAGCCUCCUCCUCAUUCCCCCCAGGCACACGGUGCUGGGUGACUGGCUGGGGUGACAUUGCUUCUGGAGUGCUGCUGCCGCCGCCCAAAAAUCUGCAGGAGGUGGAUGUCCCCAUCGUGGCGGAUGAGAUCUGUUGGUGGCAAUACCUUAGGAUCAACAAGGUUAUCACGGACGACAUGCUGUGUGCCGGGAGCUGGGGCCUGGACUCCUGCCAGGGUGACUCUGGGGGCCCCUUGGUCUGUAUAUGGAGGGGCACCUGGGUCCAGGUAGGCGUGGUGAGCUGGGGGGAGGGCUGCGGUCUUCCCAACUUUCCUGGAGUCUAUGCCCGGGUGACAUCCUUCUUGCCUUGGAUCCACCAUCAUAUUCAUUCCUCUCCUUGAGCCCGGGGCCGGGCAAGGAUGCUGCCCAUGAGAUGAAGA
Molecule: messenger RNA, 651 nt
Organism: Myotis lucifugus (little brown bat)
Lineage: Eukaryota; Metazoa; Chordata; Mammalia; Chiroptera; Vespertilionidae
Product: tryptase-like
Exons: 4
Coding region: 1-612 (203 amino acids)
Biological process (GO): proteolysis
Molecular function (GO): serine-type endopeptidase activity
Source: RefSeq, a predicted model, not a curated record